AUGAAGCAGAUAGGCACGAGUGACAAGAUGCUGCAUGUCUUGGUUCUCUCGCUUCUCUUUUCUGCUGUUACACCAACAACUUUGGCAGCGAAGAAAGCAUACAUAGUGUACUUGGGUGCACAUUCUCACCCGGAAGCAACAGAAGACAUUCAACGUACUGUGAUCAAUUCUCAUCAUCAACUUCUUGGAUCCGUCUUAGGAGGAGUGGAGAAAGCAAGGGAAUCAAUAUUUUAUUCUUACGCAAACAGUAUCAAUGGAUUUGCUGCAAUGCUAAAUGAAGAGGAAGCCACAGAAUUGACGAAGCAUCCUGGUGUUGUGUCUGUGUUUCCCAACAAGAAGAAUCAUUUACUGACAACUCAUUCAUGGGAGUUUUUGGGUCUCGAGCAUGAAGGCAAGACUCUUCCAAAAUCAUUAUGGGAGAAAGGCAAUUAUGGUGAAGACGUGAUUAUUGGACACAUUGACUCAGGAGUUUGGCCUGAAUCAAUGAGCUUUAGUGAUGAAGGAUUAGGGCCUGUGCCCAGCAGGUGGAAAGGAGUGUGCCAGAAUGAGACUGAUGGGCAUGGUUUUAAGUGUAACAGAAAGCUGAUCGGCGCGCGCUACUUUACCGCUGGUUACCUCAAAGGGGCAGGCAAGGAACCUCUCUGGUACAGGUCUCCUCGCGACCGGAUUGGCCACGGGACUCUCACCUUGUCUACAGCUGCUGGUAGUUUCGUGCAAAACGCGAACAUUUUCGGGUUGGCUAAUGGAACGGCCAAGGGUGGCUCGCCCAGGGCUCGAGUGGCGACCUACAAGGCCUGCGGCUCAUGCUCUGAUGUAGACAUAUUGGCUGCUUACGACGCUGCGAUCGGUGACGGUGUGGACGUGAUCACGAUUUCGCUCGGUAAUAUGGAUGCCGGGGACUACUUUAGUGAUAGCUUCUCAAUCGGCUCCUUCCAUGCCGUCAGCCGAGGGAUCGCAGUUGUUGCCGCCGGCGGGAAUGAUAUUAACAGGAUUGGCACGGUGACUAAUGUGGCUCCAUGGUUGUUCACCGUCGGUGCGAGCACCAUGGAUAGGGAGUUCGUUUCUCAUGUUUCUCUUGGCAACAAUAAGACCUUUCAGGGGCCAAACCUUUCUUCAAGUUCAAUGGCAAAAGGGUUGUACCCAUUGGCAAAAGCGUCGGAUGUCAAAGCUGCUAAUGCAACUAAUCAUACUGACAUAGAUUACUGUCGCCCGGGUACUCUUGAUCCCAAAAAGGUAAAAGGAAAAAUAAUAGCUUGUGUCACCAAUUUCUUUGAUUCAACUGUCUCGACGGGCCAUGUGGUUAAGGAAGCCGGAGGCAUCGGGAUGAUUCUGUGUAAGGACAAGAAUUCAGAAAAUUUUACAACUGAACCUCAGCUUCACGUCCUCCCAGCUACUGUGCUCAGUGCCAAUGAUUCCAAAGAGGUCUUCGCUUAUAUCAAUUCUUCCAAGUCUCCUGUUGCAUAUGUAGGCCGUCCAAUUACAAAGUUCCAUACAGCAACUGCUCCAGUAAUGGCUUUUUUCUCAGCAGGAGGGCCCAACCCUACGAACCCAGAGAUCCUUAAGCCCGACAUUACAGCGCCUGGAUUUGAAAUCCUUGCGUCAAAGCCUCCAUUUUUACCAGCAUCAGAUUAUGUGGAAUUUGACAGGCGCCACGUUAAUUUUACUGUAGUACAUGGUACAUCCUUAUCAUGCCCACAUGUCGCUGGCAUUGUUGGCCUCCUCAAGAAUGCUCACCCUGACUGGAGCCCUGCUGCAAUCAAAUCAGCAAUCAUGACUACAGCAACACAUCAGAACAAGAUGAAAAAGCAAACUAUUUAUGGCCCUUAUUCAGCAGCAACACCAUUCGACUAUGGAUCCGGGCAUCUUCAUCCCAACGGGGCUAUGGACCCUGGCCUAGUUUAUGACAUUAGUGUGACAGAUUACUUCAACUUCCUAUGUGCUAUUGGUUACAACAAGACCAGCGUCUUCAUGGUUGCCGGAAAAUCUUACUCAUGUCCUGAACAGGUUCCAGAGGUUACAGACUUAAAUUACCCUUCAAUCACUAUCCCUAGUCUCAACGGGACAAAGACGGUUUCUAGGACCGUGAAGAAUGUCGGAGAGCCCGGAACAUACACAGCCCUCACAGACGCACCACCAGGAACCGUGGUUUCAGUGAGACCACGAAGUUUGAAGUUUGAUAGGAUUGGUGAAGAGAAGAAUUUCACGGUGACUGUUAAAGCUAAGAAAGGGUCGGCUCAUAAAGGCUAUGUGUUCGGGUGGGUGAAUUGGUCGGAUGGUGUGCACCAUGUCAGGAGCCCGAUUACAGUUGGAAUUGGUUCAAACUAAUCACAA
This is a messenger RNA of Nymphaea colorata (pocket water lily), 2331 nucleotides long. Its product is annotated as subtilisin-like protease SBT5.3. Bases 1 to 2325 code for a protein of 774 amino acids. The record is from RefSeq and is a predicted model, not a curated record. The transcript is spliced from 11 exons. Gene Ontology annotation, molecular function: serine-type endopeptidase activity. Lineage: Eukaryota; Viridiplantae; Streptophyta; Magnoliopsida; Nymphaeales; Nymphaeaceae. Gene Ontology annotation, biological process: proteolysis.